AUGAGCAGCGUUCCCGCCCCUCUUCGCUGGGGUUUCCUUGGUUGUGGUCGUAUUUCGGCAGACUUUGUCAGUGCUGCAAAAUCCCUUGAUAACGUCGUGUUUCAAGCUUGCGCCGCUCGUUCCUUGUCGAGCGCCGAAGCUUUUGCCAAAGAGCAUGAAAUUAUCAACGCGUACGACUCCUACGACACUCUCGUCUCAGACGCUCAAGUGGACGUCGUAUACAUUGGCACUCUCCACCCGUGGCAUUAUGAACACACGAUGUUAGCCUUAACCCAUGGAAAACACGUUCUGGUCGAGAAACCAAUGGCUAUGAAUGUGACCCAAGCUUCCGCUGCCAUUACUCUUGCCCGAGAGAAGAAGCUUUUUCUUAUGGAAGGAAUGUGGACGAGAUUCUUCCCUGCAAUUCGCCAUGUUCGGCAGCUUCUGGCUGACAAGGAGAUCGGAGAUGUGCAUCAUGUACACGCAGCAUUCGGUGUUCACUUUGAUGCCGAUAAUACUCGAAUGUGGCAUAAUGAGCUUGGAGGAGGAGGUCUUUUAGACAUUGGAAUUUAUCCUCUAGCUUUUGCAGUGAUGGUGUUUGGUGCCAAACCAGAGAAGAUUACGUCAGCAGGAAAGCUCAAUGAUGGUGGAGUGGACGUUUACAACUCUGUCACGCUCGAGUACACCAACUCUCGUUUCGCUACCAUCGAGUACACGAUGUUGGCCACGCUAGAUGAGACUGUCACUAUUACUGGAAGUAAAGGAUGCAUCCAUCUUCCUGCCUCGGCUCAUACAGCCACAGAAGUACAAGUGGUAAAGUUCCAGGACGAUGGCUCGCAAACGAAAACAAAGUCAUGUUUCCCAUGGCCGACGCCUGUUCGUGGUGCCAAUUUUAACUAUAGCGGCUCAGAGGGAUUUCGCUACGAGGCGGAGGCUGUUGUCAAGGCUAUUCAGAGCAAACAGCAUGAGAUAAAGGAGUAUUCGUUGGACGAAUCUCUACAGAUUAUGACCAUCAUGGACAAGAUCCGCAAGGAUAUGGGUCUCGUUUAUCUUGCGGACAAAAAGUAA
Messenger RNA from Peronospora belbahrii, 1047 nucleotides. NCBI's taxonomy places the organism in Eukaryota, Oomycota, Peronosporomycetes, Peronosporales, Peronosporaceae. The record is from the annotation of a GenBank genome assembly.